AUGUUCCCUAGAACUUUAAACCAGAGCCAACAAUCAUUCAGCAUAUCUAUACAAUACUUGUUCAACGAUACGAUGAUGAUGAUGAUGAUGAUGAUGAUGAUGAUGAUGAUGAUGAUGAUGAUGAUGAUGAUGAUGAUGAUGAUGAUGAUGAUGAUGAUGAUGAUGAUGAUGAUGAUGAUGAUGAUUAGAUCUAUGGUGAAAUAUUGUUCUAAGUUAAACUGGUAG
Messenger RNA from Schistosoma mattheei, 225 nucleotides. NCBI's taxonomy places the organism in Eukaryota, Metazoa, Platyhelminthes, Trematoda, Strigeidida, Schistosomatidae. The record is from the annotation of a GenBank genome assembly.